Coregonus clupeaformis (lake whitefish) is the source of this 946-nucleotide messenger RNA. RefSeq names its product protein phosphatase 1 regulatory subunit 3C-like. Gene Ontology annotation, biological process: regulation of glycogen biosynthetic process. Bases 156 to 809 code for a protein of 217 amino acids. Lineage: Eukaryota; Metazoa; Chordata; Actinopteri; Salmoniformes; Salmonidae. The transcript is spliced from 2 exons. The record is from RefSeq and is a predicted model, not a curated record. Gene Ontology annotation, cellular component: protein phosphatase type 1 complex. Gene Ontology annotation, molecular function: protein phosphatase 1 binding; glycogen binding.
UUCUUACUACAGAAGAUAUCCCCAAACAACACUAAGAUGGCCUGUACAACAGAAUAAUGAUUAUAUUAUCAUGAUGUUAAUGAUUUAUCAGGAAGCUGUAGAAUAUUGUUCUUUGUGUAUUGACCUUCAUCUUUAUCCUUCAUAGGGUAUUGCGAAUGUUUGGUGAUCAGUCCAUGCCUCAGUCUGUGGGAACUCUGGACAUUGCCAUAAGUCUGUGCUGGAGCCAGUGUCCACCACUGUGCCAGCUGUUUUGUCUAUCCUCUCUGAAGCACCCGAGACCCUGGAUCAGAGCCCCUGUGCCAGAGCAACUCUCCCAGAGCAGCCUAAGCCCUACACCUCUUACCCCAGACAGACCUGUGCCUCUGAAGGAGACUGGUGAGGAUGAAGUCAAGGCUAAGAGGAAGCAUGUGGUUUUCAUGGACUCAAAAGGGUUGUCCCUAACAUCAGUCAACAUCUUCUCUGAGAUGGAGGAUGUACCCACAGCCAUCACGCCCAGAGAGUCACGGGGACAUGACAGAGGGGGGUUCAAGGCUGUGUGCAUCCGAAUCACCUUUGACUCUUGGCACAGCCACCAAGACGUGCCCUGUGCUUUCCUGAAGGAGCGCUAUGGUGUACCUGACACAGAUAUCUUUGACAUCACCCUGCCCAAGCUCCGAGAUGAAAAUAUAGAAUUCUGUGUGUCUUAUCUACCUGAUAGGUACAGCACCCCAUUCUGGGACAAUAACAAUGGACAGAAUUACAGCAUCUUUGUCUCUGACAAGCCUGAGGCACCCUGGGGCAUAAUCUGGACAAUAGAAAGACUGCACUAGGCUACUCUGAACCUCACCGUAAUAUUUCUGUUUAGACCCUGAGGUGAACUUUAAUUUGUUAAAAUGUGAAAAAGACCUGGCUACUGCACUACAUCUUAUCAGCUUAUUAAAUAAACUAUUUCUGUUUGAAUUAUGGG